Messenger RNA from Conger conger (European conger), 1646 nucleotides. It is a transcript of the gene tedc1, whose product is annotated as tubulin epsilon and delta complex 1. The coding region runs from base 138 to 1637 and encodes 499 amino acids. The transcript is spliced from 9 exons. The record is from RefSeq and is a predicted model, not a curated record. Lineage: Eukaryota; Metazoa; Chordata; Actinopteri; Anguilliformes; Congridae.
CGGAUUUUGUUACCAUACUAACGUUAUAACCGUGACAACCAUUAGUAAAUAAGAUAUUUCCGAUACGCAGGUUUCUGAGUUUACUAGAUUAUAUAAUUUUUCAUUAUGCGUCCUUCUGUAAAUUUGCGUGGUUUCGUAUGUGGGUGUCUGCCGGGAUAUUUAAAGGGAGCAAUGUUACAUUUGUAACAUUAGUUGACACAAUGCAACGUGGAAAGAGUGUGAAAAUAAAAGAAGUCAUUGAAUCGCUUUGUAAGCUUCUUUCUGCACUUGGAGUGGAUUCUGUCCCUGGUACAGACACCUUCAGACGGGCGAAAUUUAAUAAAGGAGACGCGGAGCAAGACCUGUGGAGGUUACUAUAUAGCCUGCUCUUCAAAGCAGUGCAAUGGGAGUGCGCAUGUCAAACUACGCAGGAGGAUGACGUGGGUGCCCAGGCCAGGCUGGUGAGUGGCAUGCUGUGGCAGCUUGGCUACGGAGCCCCUUGGCUGGCGGGUACGCGGGGCGAGGGCGGUCGGGGAGAGGAGGCGGGGAGUCGAGACCUCCUGCUGGCCCUGGGGUGGGUGAUCUCGUCUGGGAAUCUGCUGGAGGCCCUGCUGGGAGAACAGGCUGAGGGGCUGGAGACCCUGACCAACCUGCCGGGGGUCCCUGACUGCAGGCCCGGAGGGGAGCACCCUGUUGGGUUUGGACCUGGGGCGAGCCGUCGUGGGAGAGGCCUGAGGAGACAGGGCGUGGAGGAACCAGAGUGGGAGGAGGAGCUGAGGAGGUUGCAGUGGGAGCAGGGGAAACUGCAUCUCCUGUGGCGAAGUCUUGGAGCUGCACAGGCCGAGAGAGCCUGCCUCCUGCAUCAGGUGCUGUCUUCCACCAAUGGGCUGUCAGAUACGCACCCUGCCCCAGGCCAUACUGGCCACAACAAGGAGUUGGAGCGGUUGCAAACAGACAUUCAGCUGCUGGAGAUAUACCUGGACUGGAAGCAGAUGGAGCCCCUCUUCUGGUCCUGGAUGGAAAGUGUGAUUGACACCAGGCCGGCCGAACCCUCCCCGCCCUCGCGCAGGGGUGCUGUUGCUAUGGCGCUGAAGAAUGUGGUCGUCAAGGGGGCCCGUUGCCAAGGUGACAGCGGGAGAAGGGGCCCGGGCGAGCUGAGCGAGUCGCUGCUGAUGCUGCAGGUUCGACUGAACGCUUGGCGGGUGGAGCUGGAGAACCACGCCUCCCCAUUGGUGGAGAAUGGAGAUCAUGAUUCAAUCAGCAAUAACUAUGACUCACAACUAAAUGAGGACGUGAUCAGUAGCUCGGAGAAGGCGAAGAUUCGGGAGAGGGUGAAACUCAGGCUGCGUGGCCUGGCCGAGGCCUACACCUCCCAGUCCGCAAGCAGGAGGUUCAGGCUACGACCACCAGAGCACCCCACCCACCGAACGCACCGGCCCACCAAAGACAUCCCCUCGAGGGCAGGGCGGCCAAUUGAGGCCCAGGCUUCUCGCCUCAUUGAGGAACUGAGGGAGGAAGAGGCGGGCCUGCGACAGGAAGUGGCGAGAUUGAGGCGGGACCAGAGGGAGGAGCUGCAGGAGCUCGCCAGCCGGCUGGAGGGCGUGGUUCUCAUUCCGCCGCUGAAGAGACGAGGGUUUGUCAUUGGGGCCGAGAAAUAAAAGUGCUAA